CAUUAUGUCUAAUUAAAAUUUCAACGUACGAUAUGUUUUAAAAUAAAUAAAUAUGUCAAUUUUCAAACGAUUUAACGAUUAAAACUAUUCAUAAUAAAAAUAAAUGAUCAAAUUUUACCGUUCACAUUACACAAGAAAAUAAAUCUUUUUGGGAUAAUAUGACUAUACGAGGUCAAGUCCAAUACGACAAGCAUUGGUUAUAAGAGUAAAUGAUAUAAAUUUCUUGUUUUUUGUUAAUUUAAAAUUUAUUUAUUCCCUACAAAAACCAAAUACAACACAGGAUAUAAAGUAAAACAGGUAGCAGUGGAGAAAAAUAUUAGAAUUCGUAAAAAAUAAUGUCAGUUCGUAUUUUGUGCUCCGCCGGUACAACUGAAGUAUAUACGAACUCCGGCAGCAUAAAAAUAAUUACCCAAGAAUCGAAUAAUUAAUUUAAGACCUACAAGUUACAAAUACCAGACCUGGACUUGAGUUUCUUAAGCUAAAGAAUUAUACACAAAAAAAAAAAAGUAAAAAUGCAGAGCAUAAAUCAUCUCUUUGCUCUUCCUCCCUCAACUACAAAGUACUUAAACGUUCUUUCCAUAGGCCUAAGAAGAAACUCACUCUCUGUGCCAAUCUUAUCUCCAGCUCAUGCUCCCGAAAAUCGGAUGAUCGAACGUAGAAGCCUAAUAACAGAAGCUGCAGGAGCAGAUGUCCUGGAUAAUGAUGAGUUGUUGCUAGAUGAAAAAUUUGUUUUGGAAGCUGGUCUGCAGAUCCAAGCAAUGCCUAAACACUUAGCCGUGAUCGCGGAUGGCCAUAGGCGAUGGGCGCGGCAGAAAGGGCUGCCAGCCAAGUUCGGGCACACGACGUUUGUGCCCGGGCAUAAAGAGCUUGCUCGCCUUUGUUGCAAAUGCGGAAUCAAGGCUCUCACUGCUUUCGUUUUCUCUCCUGGAAACUGGAAGCGCCCAAAAGAGCAGGUUGAGUUUAUGAUGAGCUUGUUCGAAGAGGGUCUAAGAUCAAAUUUAGAACCAUCAAUGAGGCAUGACAUAAGGAUAUCAGUAAUCGGUGAUAGGAGAGGACUGUCCAAGUCAUUUCAAGAAGUGAUCACUGAAGCAGAGGAAAAAACAAGAGCCAAUACUAGACUGCAUAUCAUUCUUGCCAUUAACUACGGCGGACAAUCUGAAAUAGUAGAAGCCUGCAGAACCUUAUGUAAAAAGGUAAAAGACGGUUUGAUUGAAGAGGAAGAAAUUAACCAGAAAAUGUUUGAACAAGAACUAUGGACAAAUAUAUGCCCCGAGUUUCCUUUCCCGGAUAUGCUGAUAAGAUUUUCUGGGGAGCAACGGUUAAGCGACUUUUUAGCUUAUCAAUUAGCUUAUGCUGAACUGUACUUUCCAGAAACUCUUUUUCCUGAUUUCGGAGAAGAGGAAUUCCUGAAGGCCAUGAAACAUUUUCAGCAACGAAAGAGGCGUUAUGGUGGCGGCGAAUAAAUAUUUGGUCCAGUUGUACGAACAAUGCACUUUGUUUUAUGUCUGUUCCAAGGCUUACAUACUUGUACUAGCUCGUAUUUUAUUUGAUCACAGGUUAUUAUUACCGGGAGCCUGUUGGCUGAACUUAUGACUUAACGUGACUUAUACGAAAGCUAGGAGUUUGCGC
Molecule: messenger RNA, 1629 nt
Organism: Daucus carota subsp. sativus
Lineage: Eukaryota; Viridiplantae; Streptophyta; Magnoliopsida; Apiales; Apiaceae
Exons: 3
Coding region: 513-1463 (316 amino acids)
Biological process (GO): plastid membrane organization; response to cold; polyprenol biosynthetic process
Cellular component (GO): chloroplast stroma
Molecular function (GO): ditrans,polycis-polyprenyl diphosphate synthase [(2E,6E)-farnesyl diphosphate specific] activity
Source: RefSeq, a predicted model, not a curated record